Messenger RNA from Linum tenue, 675 nucleotides. The record is from the annotation of a GenBank genome assembly. Lineage: Eukaryota; Viridiplantae; Streptophyta; Magnoliopsida; Malpighiales; Linaceae.
AUGAAGAGAACGAGAGCAAGUGCAAUGUUGCUACUAACCGUUCUCCUCUCCAUUACUCUCUCCUCCGCCUUCGCAGCAAGAUCGCUGGCCGAAACCCUAGCCACGUCAUCGCUGACCCCGCUUCCCGUCCUCGACGUGAACGGGAAAGUGGUUCGGUCGGGAUCCAACUACUACGUCCUGCCCGCAGUCAGCGGGGAAGGCGGCGGGGUAGCUCUGGCUAGCCUGACCAAAGAUUCGGAGAGCUGCCCGCAAACCGUGGUGCAGGACCAGGACGAGAUCUCUCAGGGUAUCCAGCUCACUUUUGCGCCCGUCAACACCAAGUCAGGCUACACGGUCCGCACUUUUACCGACCUAAACGUCCGGUUCGUGGCGGACACGCCAUGUGAGGAGGGCACGGUGUGGAAGGUGGAGGACUACGACGACGAUGUGCAGCAGUGGUUCCUGGGGACGGGUGGGGUCGAAGGGAACCCCGGUCCGAGGACGGUGAAGAACUGGUUCAAGAUAUGGAAGUACGGGUCGAACUAUAAGCUGACGUAUUGUCCAGCGGUUUGCAAGUCGUGCAAGGUCGACUGCAAGGAUGUCGGGAUUUACGUGGAUGAGAAUGGUGGGAGGAGGUUGGCUCUUGUUGACAAAGAUGGGGAUCCUUUUGUGAUCAAGUUCGUCAAGGCUGAUUAG